UGAAUUUUGUUUUCUUCCACCAUAGUUGACCUAUAAUUCCAAUUCCCUUCAGAAAUAACAGAUACCCAAUGGGGAAUUCGUUUGGGUGCUCAGCUUCAGGGGAGAGAUUAGUUUCAGCGGCCAGAGAUGGGGAUUUGGUUGAAGCCAAGAUGCUCUUGGAUUGCAAUCCUUGUCUUGCUAAAUAUUCCACUUUUGGCGGCCUUAAUUCCCCUCUUCAUUUUGCUGCCUCCAAAGCCCACAAUGAGAUUGUUGCUUUACUGCUUGACAAUGGAGCUGAUGUUAAUUCCAGGAACUACUGUGGCCAGACGGCAUUGAUGCAAGCUUGUAGAUACGGGCACUGGGAGGUUGUGCAGACCCUUUUGCUCUUCAGAUGCAAUGUUACGAGAGCAGAUUAUCUAAGUGGAAGGACUGCUCUACAUUUUGCUGCUGUAAAUGGACAUGUACGAUGCAUAGCACUACUUGUAGCUGAUUUUCUUCCUAAUGCUCCUUUUGAAGCAAUAAACAGUCAAAUCAAAGGCGAAAGAGGGGAUAGUUCUAUUGUGAGAAAAAGAAAUGAUCAAAGUACACUGUCAAAAUUUGUAAAUAAGGCAGCUGAUGGUGGGAAUACUGCUCUUCAUAUGGCUGCAUUAAAUGGGCAUUUUGAUUGUGUAGAGCUUUUACUAGACCUUCAUGCCAAUGUCUCUGCUGUGACAUUUCAUUAUGGAACAUCAAUGGAUUUGAUAGGAGCUGGAAGCACUCCUUUGCAUUAUGCUGCUUGUGGGGGAAACCUGAAAUGCUGCCAGAUUCUUCUAGCAAGAGGAGCCAGUCGUUUGACUUUGAAUUGCAAUGGGUGGCUACCACUUGAUGUCGCCAGGAUGUGGGGUCGCCAUUGGCUUGAGCCCUUGCUGGCACCUAAUUCUGACACCACAAUACCUAGAUUUCCUCCUUCCAACUACUUGUCAUUGCCUCUUUCGAGUGUACUUAACAUAGCAAGAGAAUGUGGGUUGCAGUCCCCAACAAUCUCCUCGGAUGAUGCUGAAACUUGUGCCGUCUGCCUUGAAAGACCCUGCAGUGUAGCUGCUGAAGGAUGUGGGCAUGAGCUAUGUGUAAGGUGUGCACUCUAUCUUUGCUCAACAAGUCGUGUUCCCUCCAAUAUCGUUGCCCCACCGGGGUCUAUUCCAUGCCCGCUCUGUAGACACGGCAUUCUUUCAUUUGUCAAAUUGCCCAGUUCCCCAGCAAAAGAAAUUAAGCUACAUGUAUCCUUUGGCCUUUGUACCCCAUGCAUGCUUCAUCCUUGCGAUACAGAUUGCUCAUCACCGGCUUCAGAUGUCCGAAAGAAUCGUGUUGCAUCAGUUUCUUCGGAUAUUCUCUGUCCAGUUACCUGUAGUCCAUUUCCUUCUGUUGCCAUGCCAUUGUGCACAUGCAAUGAUUGUCCCUGCCCCUCUUCGGAAUCCGGAGAGACGGAAACACGAGAUGAAUCUCCAAGGAGUUUGCAAGCUACAUCGAGUGAGCAGGAUAAAAUUGAAGGAGCAAGAGUGAGAGAAGUAGCUGUUCAAACAUGUUCUGGGGCAGAAGGAGCUGCAGUAGAGAGCAUCGAUGCAAUUCGGAAAUAAAUGCUUGAUUCGAUCGUAAAAAGCUUCGGUCUCGAGUUCCAUUGUGAGACGAAGGUCAGCAAAGAGAGCGGGGUUAUGCCUGCCCCUUGCUGAAAUCCUCAAUUGGGUAGUAUACUGUAAUUCUUACAAGAAAGAUUUAGUUGGCUUCCAUUGAAAUUCAGAUGGUAUCACUUCAGUUU
Hibiscus syriacus is the source of this 1771-nucleotide messenger RNA. Its product is annotated as E3 ubiquitin-protein ligase XBAT33-like. The record is from RefSeq and is a predicted model, not a curated record. Gene Ontology annotation, molecular function: protein binding. Bases 69 to 1592 code for a protein of 507 amino acids. The transcript is spliced from 10 exons. NCBI's taxonomy places the organism in Eukaryota, Viridiplantae, Streptophyta, Magnoliopsida, Malvales, Malvaceae.